AUGGAAAAGGAACAAGAUAGACACGAUACAUUUAGAUCUAUUCAAGAUAUUAUUCAUGCAACACAUCAUCCAAGAGUCUUUGCCAGAGCUGGCUUUUACAAAUAUGAUCAAUCGGUGAUCUGCUUCAAGUGUAACUUGAAAAUAGAUAUUAGCGAGAUCAACAAAGUGAAUGAUAUUGUGGAAUAUCAUACAACGAAGAAUCCGGAAUGUAUAUUUGCUCGAAAUUUACCUCCACUUCCAAGAUCAAAACUUGGAUCACAGUAUCCUAUAAUGACUAUGCAUGGCCAAUCCAACCCUAACUGUAAAUUUGCACAAGGUGAAGCUGUUGGCAAUGUUCCUAUUUCUAUAGCAAGUAUAGCAGAAGCUGGCUUCUUCUAUAAAGGAUACCGUGAUCAUGUUUAUUGCUUCCACUGCAAUCUCGGUAUAUGUAAUUGGGAAAGGAAUGAUAACCCAUGGAUACUACAUGCUAUGUAUAAUCCCGAUUGUCCCUAUAUUCGAAAAUUGGGUUAUGCUGCUAUCGAACAGGCAAAGAGGGAAAAACGGUUGAUGUACAAGAAACCUGCUCCACAUAGUCCUGUAACGGAAAAUGAUUGGGAUAUUCUUAUGGGUUUGGAUAUCACGAAAAAAUUGCAGAUAUCAGAAUACCCCACUUGUGCUAUUAAAGAUUGUCUCAAGGAUCAAAUUAUGAAAUAUAGAAAACCAUUUUGUACUAUACAAGAAUGUAUUAUGGCAAUAAGACUGAAAAUUACAUCAUAUGGUAAAAUGGAUACGGGAUUAUGGGAUCGUAUCAUUGACUAUGCAAAAGAUAAAAAUUAUCUAUUACCCAACAUUAAGCAUGAUAUAAAUGAAGAUAAUGAAGCUCAAGAUGAUAAGGCUGAACAUAUACAAUUUUCUGAUGAUACAUCUGUGACUAUAAGGGAUAUACACUUGAAGAAAAAUCCCGAUUGUAGGUUUGCACAGGGUAAACCAAGCCCAGAAUUACUAGUAGAAGCUGGAUUCUAUCAUAUUGGAAUUAGUGAUCAUGUUCAAUGCUUCCAUUGUGGCGUUGGUCUUCGCAACUGGGAAUGGGACGAUGAUCCUUGGGAGCUACAUGCUAAAUGGAAUCCUGAUUUAUAUGCUGUCAUGAGAUUUACACAGAUGAUUACAAAAAAGAAAUAUGAAUCUUCUUAUCCUAUCGACAAUACUGAAGAUCCUAUUUAUUUAUUUAAACAGUCAACAUUUAUCUCUAAUAUAGAUCCUAAUAUUCCUGAAUAUGGUCACGAAAUUUUCUUUAAGCUUCCCUAUCCCGAUCAUAGGAUUCUUACUCAUCAAAAUUAUAACAUUGUAAGAAGACCUGAAAUACAAUCCGAGUAUCCUCAACGAGAUGAAAAUAUCGAGAUGAAAAACUUGUCACGGAUAGAACAAGAAGAUAAACAUGAUCAUACAGAUGAGAAGCGACUAUGUAAAGUGUGCAUGACUGAUGAAGUGGACGUGGUGAUUCUCCCCUGCGAUCACAUGGUCUGCUGUGCUAAAUGCUUAUUAACCCAGUCAAAGUGCCCUAUCUGUAGAGGGACAAUUGAAAAAGUUGUUAAACCAAUUUUACUUUAA
Penaeus chinensis is the source of this 1587-nucleotide messenger RNA. Its product is annotated as putative inhibitor of apoptosis. The transcript is spliced from 11 exons. NCBI's taxonomy places the organism in Eukaryota, Metazoa, Arthropoda, Malacostraca, Decapoda, Penaeidae. The record is from RefSeq and is a predicted model, not a curated record. Bases 1 to 1587 code for a protein of 528 amino acids.